This is a messenger RNA of Gopherus flavomarginatus (Mexican gopher tortoise), 5362 nucleotides long. It is a transcript of the gene ZBTB7A, whose product is annotated as zinc finger and BTB domain containing 7A. Gene Ontology annotation, biological process: regulation of transcription by RNA polymerase II. Bases 497 to 2140 code for a protein of 547 amino acids. The transcript is spliced from 4 exons. Gene Ontology annotation, molecular function: RNA polymerase II cis-regulatory region sequence-specific DNA binding; protein binding; DNA-binding transcription factor activity, RNA polymerase II-specific. NCBI's taxonomy places the organism in Eukaryota, Metazoa, Chordata, Testudines, Testudinidae. The record is from RefSeq and is a predicted model, not a curated record.
CAGGCUGCCUGGGCUUUCCUCCCCCGCCCCAGCCUCUCACACCCGGACGGUGGCACCAGGCUGCAGGAAGCAACUUGCAGCUGGAUAAUCCACCCCUGGCGGGUUGGAGGGGGGAGCCCCCAUCAGACUGGCUGUGCACAGAUUCAUCCAGGAAAUGGCCCGGAGAGGAGAAAUCGCUCUGCCAGCCCCCGUGGAGCUGUGGAGCCCUGAAAUCAAGCUGGCAAGUUGCUGCAGAGGCUGGAAUGUGGAGACCAAGCCAGUAUUGUAAAGGCUUCAGCAUCACUAGCUCAGGCUGGGAACGCUCCUAAUUCCACAAGCAUUUAAAUCCCCGCUGUCCUCCGGUCUCUGACCUAGGCUCGUCAUCCUGCAGCGGGGGCUCUGGCAACAGGAUGGGAAGAUUUCGUUAUUUUCCCGUCGCUACAGGCCAGGGCCCUUCAGUGCCCCGGCUGCCUGUGCCCCUCCCGCAGGGUGGGACGUGUUGCCUUUGGUGUUCAAAAUGGCUGGUGGCGUGGACGGCCCCAUCGGGAUCCCGUUCCCUGAUCACAGCAGCGACAUCCUGAGCAGCCUGAACGAGCAGAGGAACAACGGGCUGCUGUGUGACGUGGUCAUCUUGGUGGAUGGUCAGGAGUUCCCCACCCACCGCUCUGUCCUGGCGGCCUGUAGCCAAUACUUCAAGAAGCUCUUCACCUCAGGGUUAGUGGUGGACCAGCAAAACGUAUACGAGAUAGACUUUGUGAGUGUGGACGCCCUGUCGGCGCUGCUCGAUUUCGCUUACACCGCGACCCUGACCGUCAGCACUUCGAACGUCAACGAGAUCCUCAACGCCGCCAAACUGCUGGAGAUCCAGGCGGUAACGGAGGUUUGCACGGAUCUCCUAGACAGGAAGAUUCUGGCCAAAAAUGACCAGAUGGAUUUAGUAGAUCAAAUUGAUCAAAGGAACCAUCUCAGAGCAAAAGAGUACCUGGAGUUCUUCCAGAGCAACCCCAUCAACGGCCACCAAGGCAACUUUCCAUGGACCAACCAAGACUUGAGAGACCUUCAGAGACUGAACUUCCAAGGGCAAGAGGACGAGGAGGAGCCGGAUUGCAACGGCAUGGACUUCUACUCACAAGCCCCCCCAAACGAAAGACCAAAGGUGAACGAUGGUGACCCUGACAGCAACCAUGCCAUGUGGCUGGAAAGAGAGGAAGAGGAGGCCCCGGGAGCCUUAUUCCCACCUUCCCAGAAUGGACAUUACAGUGGACACAGCCUGACGGCACAAGGAGAAGAGGAGGCAGCUCCGGGAGGUCACCUGGACCAGCAGGAAGCCAGCAACUCUCCCAGUUUCGUUCCUGGGGGAGCGGAGGCUGAGGAGGCUGAGGCUAGAGAGGUGGACGGUCUGGCCGCCAGUGCCCUACUGCAGCAGAUGAUCAGUUCCGUGGGAAGGCAACAGCUGGGUGAGGACGACCAGAAGGACGACGACGGGGUGAUGGAUUAUUACUUGAAAUACUUCAGCAGCUCUCACGAGAGCGACGUGUAUCCGUCCUGGUCCCAGAAGGUGGAGAAGAAGAUCAGGGCGAAAGCAUUCCAGAAGUGCCCCAUCUGUGACAAGGUGAUCCAAGGGGCUGGCAAGCUGCCCCGCCACAUCCGCACCCACACGGGCGAGAAACCCUACGAAUGCAACAUCUGCAAAGUCCGAUUCACCAGGCAGGACAAGCUGAAAGUUCACAUGAGGAAGCACACAGGUGAAAAGCCUUACCUGUGCCAGCAAUGCGGGGCUGCUUUUGCUCACAACUACGACUUGAAGAACCACAUGCGUGUGCACACUGGCUUGCGGCCUUACCAGUGCGACAGCUGCUUCAAGACUUUCGUCCGAUCCGACCACUUGCACAGGCACCUUAAAAAAGAUGGGUGCAACGGCAUCCCAUCCAGAAGGGGGCGCAAGCCCCGGGUCAGAGAUGUGAGCGGCCUGCCCGCCCCCGCAGGGAACCCCGAAGAUGGAAGCUUUGAAGCUGGUGGCGAGAGACAAGAAUCACAGGAGGACACCGUGCAGAAAAAUGGCCAGGAGGAGCACUUUGAAGAUAGUUCUAACAAUGAGGCAUCAGGAGGAUUGAAUGUAGCGGAGGGGUCGUCAGAGGGUAACACACAAGGACUCUCCUAAACCAAAAAAAAAAAAAAGUGUCACAAAAUCUAGUUAGUACUUUCCUCCAAUUUCUCUUUAAAAUAUUUCUCUCCCUUUUAAAAAGAUUAUAUAUAUAUAUAUAUAUAUAUAUAUAUAUAUAUGUUUCCAAUCUUCCCACCAUAACCAGUCCCGUGGGGACACCUCUAAUAGCUAAGGACCUUUCGUUGGAAGGCAGAUGCUUAGGAAGUGUGAGAUUGGGAGGGUUGAAAGGUUGAUCUAUAACAUGGAAAGAAGCUUCCAUGCAAAUCCAAAGCUUUUAUUUUGUGUCCAGACACACUUUAAAAAAUGGCAGAGAUGCAUCUAUUUAAAAAAAAACCCAGAAAAAUUCCAAGAGGUGAAUAGGUUCUUCCUGGACAGUCACUACAUUUUGUGCCUCCGUCUGACUGGAUGGGAAAGAAUUGAGUGCAGCUUUCUCUCCACUGGAAAGUGAAAGCUCCUGAUGCCUGAGAUGGUCUUGUGUUGAUCGGGGAUUUGAUUCUGCCGUAGGGAGUUCAGAUCCUUUCUGGCCUGAUGCCGAGCGAAGCUGGCUGAAAUCACCUGGUGCACUAUUUUUAUAAUGAUAAUUGGGGGGGGGAGGGGGGGAAUGGAUGAUAUUUUACAUAUUCAAUUUUUUAAGAGUGAUUGCUCCUGCCACAUGGGUGGGCAAACAGAAUUUUGCAAGGCUGCUCCAAGCCUCAGGUUUGAAAUGCCUAGAUGCCAGGUGAAACUGCGACUCUCCCCAGGAGGUUUAGAUUGGCGCUUCUUUCCCGAUUGGGAGGCAGGACUCCUGCGUUCAUUCCUGGCUCUGCCACAGAAUUGCUGGGUGACUUUGGCAAGUCGUUUUCCCUCUCUGGGGUGCAGCUUCCUCAGCUGUAAAAUGAGACAAAUGCUGUUUUGUGUGAGAUUUGGGAAGUGCUUUGAGGUCCAGGGCGUGCGUGUUGCGAUAAAGGUGUGAACUCCUUCCUUGGCAGAAAAACUGCUCUGUUCAGGGGUUACUACGUGAGGGUCUCUUGGACAAAAAUGGCAGCCACUCUCUGCUCUGUGUAAAGAUCUUUGGGGCACUUUUCCUGAGGAUGUUUGCAGAGCCGUUGGCCAACAUUCCCCCUCACCCACCCAUUGGGCAGCACAUGUUUAUGCCUCACUCUUGUCCUCCACCCCAGAGGUGGCUGCAUUUCCAUGAGUGCUGCAUGUAUAUAGUCUGUAAUGUGUUGUAGCAUUGAAGGCCCUGUUUUAGUAAGGUAGCCGUGUGGCUACCAAACCUCUUUCUCCCUAGCCCACUGAAAACCCUGAAUCGGGCAGGAACCUGAGCAAUCUAAUCCAAUUCCAGGCAACCUCUGAUGGAAUGGGCUAGUUCUCUACUUUGAUGACUUAUUGCCUGGUCCUGUGCUUGGCAAAUUGUGCCCCAAUAGGAGAGGAGCAGAGGGUAGAUUUUUGCUAGAUCAGAUUGUUGCCUCCUGAAUCUGAACCUUGCCUUUCAAGACGCAGCAAUUAGUCAAUCCUCACUGAUUCAGAUUCCCUGAUACUCCCCUCCCCCAGAGCUGAAGCUCGAGCCCCCUCUGGGAUGUAACAGGAUUCUUCUGUAUCUUUGGGCCUGCCGGGAGUUAAAGAUCAGUAACUGACAAGAUGCGGUGUUCAGUCUUUUGCCACGCUGACAUGGAAUGGACAGCGCCCGUGUGAUCGUGCUUUUACCACUUGUUAAUAGAAGCUUUCAUUCCAGGAUCUCAAAGCACUUCAUUAGAUAGUUCUAUUAAGUAAAAGAAUCUCUUGGAGCAGGGUAACCCCCAAGAUUUUAAGAAUCAAAUGAUAGCACCCUAAAAGCAGUUAAAACUGAGUUUUUGGGGUUGCUUUGUUUUUGUUUUUUUAAAGGGUUAUUUAAAGUCUCCCUGAAAGGUGUGCUGAGUCCUUCUGGAGAUGGAAGCUGUUGGGAUGGGGGGAAAAAAGCACUCUGGGGCUGCUACUCCUUUAAGGCUUUGGAGUUGGGGUUUGGAAUUUAUCUCCUCUGGGGAUCUCAGGCUGGGCCAUUUAAAUGCACAGGCUUCUGGGAUGGGUAGUUCUCCAUCAGACUGGCACCAAUGUAUUUACUGUUCUGCAGAAGCAAAGCUGAAUUUAUUUAUUUGAGUAGCGGGCACUGAUAGACUGGCCCGGGGGAUGUGCACAGAGCUAAUGUGGUGGGGUGGAGGAGAUGGGCACUGGGGCUGACUGCACCUCAAGCCCCGGCGUCCUCUCCUUGCUGCGGUUGCUAGGAGAGCGCCCAAAGCUUCACCCGGUCCCUGGUUUCAGUCCCCAAAAGAUGCGGGCGUGACCUGUGUGUGAGAUGAUCAGAAUCACAGGCUAAGCUGGUCCAAAACAGGCCACUGACUCCUUGACACGAAGGGGUUCAGGGCCUAAUGGUUACACCAAAGUCUUUACAACCCUCUGCUAGCACAGGACCUUGAAAGUGGCUUGUAAAUUACUCCCACUGUCCUGGGGCCCAGGUGGCCUGGGUCUUCGGUCUGGUCCACACACAAGGUUUUGUACCAGUAUAACUGUGUCAGGCAGGGGUGUGACUUUUCACUGAAGUAGUUAUACCAGUACAAUGCCUACUGUGGAUACAUUGGUAACAGUACAAAGAUUUGAGAAGGGAAAUAAGCAAUACUGGUAUAAGCAUCUUUCUACCAGUAAACUGCAUCCACAUGAGAGGGUUUGUGCCCCUUUAACUACUCCGGGACAGGUAAAGGGGUCCCGUGCCCUCAUGUGGACACUGAAUGUUGGUGGUGGUUGGUAACCAGUCCCAGCCCUAUGAUCUGAAACAUCUUACACGGGUCAGUCUCAAUCAAUCCCUAUUCCCUAGCUGGAUAGAGAGUCAAGUAUGCAGAUAUAAAGUAUAUAUUGGUGUGUAUUACCCAGCUCCUCCAGCUUAGCAGAGUCUAGAAAGGGCAUCUUUCAGCCAUUCUCCUGUUUUUUAAAUGCACAGUUCAAAAUGAAAAGAGAUUCUAGUCCUUUUAUUUUGAAAGCACUUUUUAGAUUUUAUUUUAAUUUUAAAGUGAGAGCAGGUUUGGCCGAAUGUAAACUGGAGAGGGAGUGAGAGGGGAGUGUGUGAACUGGGGGGUGGGGGGGUGGGUGUCGGGAGAGAAAGAUGGAUGUUUAUUUAAUGCAGAAAAAGCAAUAAAAAUUUAAAAAACCAUUAUUAAAAAAAAACCAUAAAAAAAAACAACCACGAAGUCUUAGCACUUUGCGAUGGAA